Messenger RNA from Enterobius vermicularis (human pinworm), 201 nucleotides. Lineage: Eukaryota; Metazoa; Nematoda; Chromadorea; Rhabditida; Oxyuridae. The record is from the annotation of a GenBank genome assembly.
AUGGCGAAAGUUUUUGUAGAACCUGGUGAAGAAGAUAAACGGGAAUUCUGUGCUGGUAAACAACGGGUUUUUGUUCGUAAAACUUGUCCAUCGGCUUCAACGUCAACGUUUGGUUGCAACAAUUUGCGUACAUCGGUGUCGACAGUAUUAGAGGACGGUCGAAGACCAUAUUCAGUCGUCAAUUCUAGGCAUAGUCGGUAA